AUGGCGAUACAGGAAGACUGGCGUAAACGCUCCUCAGGUCCGAUAGGUAUCGCACCCGAUAAGGACAUCUUGGUUGCCUAUUCCGCCCUAUCAGGUCAUUACCAGAUACCCCGCACUGGCUGCAGUGCGACGCACAGUUGGCCGGGCUUCCGUUUUGCCCGGUCGCAAUUUGGGCGUACUCUCAACUCAGCUCGUCAAUCGGGCUCAGUAGCCUGA
Molecule: messenger RNA, 216 nt
Organism: Fomitiporia mediterranea MF3/22
Lineage: Eukaryota; Fungi; Basidiomycota; Agaricomycetes; Hymenochaetales; Hymenochaetaceae
Exons: 2
Coding region: 1-216 (71 amino acids)
Source: RefSeq, a predicted model, not a curated record